AUGGGCGCCUGCCUGGGGAAGCACCAAGCAGUGAACGACGACAAGAGCGGCGGUGGCAAGAGGUACAUCGUGGUCGGCUCUGGCGCCGCGGGCUCGCCGCUCGCCGCCAAGCUCGCUCGCGCAGGCUGCACGGUGACUCUUCUGGAGCUCGGCCCUGAUGACGACUGGCAUGGGGACGCUGCUCCAGGGGUGCCGCUGGACCUCUUCAACCCGGAGUUCAGCUGGAAGCUGCAAAACCUGUAUGCGCCGGCAGCGGUGCAGAGUGUCGUCUGGAGCGAGCCCACCUGGACUGUGCCGCGGGACUGGGCCGAACAAGUGAGACAGCUAAACGAAGGCGGCCACUCCCAUUUCGCCGGCCCUGGCCCUGAGCCACACUCCGAGUACAACCACAACGCCAACGUGCUUGGAGGGAACACGGUUCAUAACCUUGGCUUCUGGGUGCGCGGUGCGUUGUCGCAGUACGCCGAGUGGGGUCCCGCAUGGGAGGAGGCGGCGGUGCGCGGGGCCUUUGAGGAGGUCGAGGCGGCGUACUCGACACGAGGGCUAUACGGGAAGCUGUUCAAUGCCAAGACCGCCGGCAUGGACUCGAGCGUCGACGACGCGGUCAUGGAGCGGUUCAGGGCCGCCGGCUUUGCGCCCGACCGCGCCCGCGACCUAGGCGAGGCUGGAGAGCGAGGCUCCGUGGCAUGGAGCGAGUGGACCAUCAGUGCAGCCGGCCGCCGCAUGAGCUCGGGGAGCGUCUUUGUGGAUCCGGUGAAGGGCCUCCCCAACUUCACGCUGCGCACGCACGCCAAGGUCACGCGUGUGCGCUUUGAGGGCGGACGUGCCGUGGGCGUCGCAUACACCGACACCACGACCGGCGAGGAGUGCCUCCUGGACGCCGAUGAGGUCAUCCUGUCGGCCGGCGCGCUGGCCACUGCGGGGCUGCUGCUGGCCAGCGGCGUGGGGCCAGCCGUCGAUCUGGCCGCCCUCGAGAUUCCACUUGUGGCGGACCUACCCGUCGGGCAGGAGCUGCAGACGCGCGCAAAGGUCGGCGUGCUGCAUACCUUCCAUGGCGAGUCCGCCUUCCCAGCCAUGGGCAAGCCCGCACCCACCUCCUACAUGAGGACGCAGCCCAACAUCUGGGCGAUGAUCCGCAGCCCCCUCGCCGACGCCGAGGGGCCCGACGCGAUUGCCGACCUAGUCAUCUGGGCCAACUCCAACACAGAUGAGACUACCUGCCCUGAGCCGGGCCAGACCGCGGUCGCCUUCAACGUGUCUGCCAUGCUCCCCAAGUCCCGGGGUUCGGUCACUCUAGCGCCCGAUGGCAGCGGCGGCCACCGCGUGGUGUGGCGGCCCAACUUUCUCGCCGACGGGCAUGCGUCAGCGGUGAUGAGCUACGGCAUCGGCCCUCGCAUCAAGCUCGUGCGGGAUAUGCUUGCCUCCGACCCGCAGAAGCGGUUCUCGCAGCUGGAGCCCGCCGGCACGGCCGCAGAUGAAGCGCACAUCGCUGCGAAGGCGACCACAUUUUGGCAUGAUUCUUGCACCGCGCCCAUCGGCCGCGUGGUCGACCAGGACUUGCGCGUGAUGGGGCUGCAGGGCUUGCGCGUCGCGGACACCAGCGUGUGCCCUCGCAUCUCCAACGCCCCGCCCUCCCCCAUGGCGCACGUCGUGGGCAUCCUCGGCGCAAGCAUAAUCUUGCGUGGGGAAAAGGCAGAACUCUUGAAGGCGGAUACUUAG
Molecule: messenger RNA, 1719 nt
Organism: Emiliania huxleyi CCMP1516
Lineage: Eukaryota; Haptophyta; Isochrysidales; Noelaerhabdaceae
Product: choline dehydrogenase
Exons: 4
Coding region: 1-1719 (572 amino acids)
Molecular function (GO): oxidoreductase activity, acting on CH-OH group of donors; flavin adenine dinucleotide binding
Source: RefSeq, a predicted model, not a curated record